AUGCACAAUUGGGUGGACAUACUAAAGACACCUUUGCGGAGAAUGGUUUGUGUUUUAGAAAUCAUUUCCGAUUAUAUAUUUGUCGAACUUACUGCAUUCUACAACCACCUUAUGCCUGAAAACAAGAACAAAACAACAAAUAAAAAUAAUAGCAAGGAAAGGAAGAAAAUUAAAAAGAAAAAGGUAAUGAAGUAUACAAAUAUUGUUACACAUAAUUUAACUAUUUUUAACACCACUGAUGAAUGUUGCGUGUUGCGGGAGUUGAGAGCGGGUGACCAAAUCGGGAAGUUGAAUCCCUCGACGCGUUCACCACGCGCCACCACGACGCAAGAUCCUCCCCCUACCGCCGCGGAUUUGCCUGAAUUCUCGGAAUUGGAGAAAACGCGUCUCGUCCAGAUUUGCGUUUCCAAACAAGAUCUCUAUCGCGAACUCUACUUGGGAUACAAGAACCUUAAGCCAUUUUGGAUGCAGGUCGCAGCAGAAAUGUCUAAUGUUUUUGGCGGGGACUACUCAUGGCUAGACUGUGAGCGGGUGGUCAACCACCUUACCGAUGCACGGAGAAAGGAGUUGGCGGGUUUGAGGGAGCCCAGGGCGAAAGACAAGUCCGAAAUCACUGCCAGCGUCAUGGACUGGCUGAGAGGACUGGACGACGACCAUCGACAGCAUACUCCUGAACCACUCGCGUCGCAGCCAUCCCCAACACGACGCAAAAGGAGGGCAGUCGACUUUGACGAUUUUGGUCCGAAUUAUCCUUCCUCUUCUGAAGAUUCAGCCAUGAUCGACCUCCAGAUCGAGCGUGACAAAGCGAUGAUCGAAGCUCUUCAAAAAAUCGGAGACGCGAUGGCGCAGAGACAGCAACGCGUUGCAGAACUCGAGGCUCGGGUGGACGGACUCACGCGAGUCGUCGAGAGUCAGAUGAAAUUAUUCGAGGACGUAUCGCAGAAGUUAAAUGAAAUUAUCGUGGCACUUGAUCGCAGAAAAGAGCCCAUCUCUCAAGCGAACUAG
Molecule: messenger RNA, 1005 nt
Organism: Rasamsonia emersonii CBS 393.64
Lineage: Eukaryota; Fungi; Ascomycota; Eurotiomycetes; Eurotiales; Trichocomaceae
Exons: 2
Coding region: 1-1005 (334 amino acids)
Source: RefSeq, a predicted model, not a curated record